This is a messenger RNA of Aphidius gifuensis, 954 nucleotides long. Its product is annotated as chymotrypsin-2-like. Gene Ontology annotation, molecular function: serine-type endopeptidase activity. The record is from RefSeq and is a predicted model, not a curated record. Gene Ontology annotation, biological process: proteolysis. The transcript is spliced from 8 exons. Bases 88 to 954 code for a protein of 288 amino acids. NCBI's taxonomy places the organism in Eukaryota, Metazoa, Arthropoda, Insecta, Hymenoptera, Braconidae.
CUCCUUCUUUUUUUAUUUUUUUUUUUUCAUAUAAAUAGUGCAAAGUGUAGUUAAAAUUUUAAAUACUUGUUGAAUAUUUGUAAAACAAUGUUGUUCUUAAUUAAAAAUAAUUAUAUUUAUAAAUUAUUGGCAAUAUUAUUAAUUUUCAAUUUAAUAAAUUUAUCAAUUGAAUACGGAAAUAAUUUUGAGGGUAAUCCAAAAAUUGUUGGAGGAAAUCCAGCUGAUGAUGGCCAAUUUCCUUAUCAAGUCUCAUUACGUAUUCGUACAAAAGGAGGUGAACUACGUCAUUUUUGUGGUGGAUCAUUAUUAAAUCAUCGUUGGAUUUUAACAGCAGCUCAUUGUUUAAAAGGAUUUAAUGAUACAGUGAUAACAGCUGUUGUUGGUACAACAAAGCUAGAUGAAGGUGGUACAGAAUAUAAAUCAGCUAAAAUACAUGGUCAUGAAGAAUAUAGUUCAAUAUUUGUACGUAAUGAUAUUGGAUUAAUUCAUGUUGACAAAGAUAUUGAAUUUACAGAAAAUAUUAAACCAGUUGAUUUACCUACUACGAAUUUCGAUAAGAGUAAUUAUCCAGCAGUUUUAUCUGGCUGGGGAACAACAAGUUAUCCAGGAAAAACACCAAAUGAUUUGCAAUUUAUUAAUUUAACAGUUAUUGAUCAAUUGCACUGUAUGAUGUAUCAUAAUAUUCGUAUAACAAAUAGAAAUAUAUGUACAUUAAAUAAAAGAGGACAAGGUGCUUGUCAUGGCGACUCUGGGGGUCCCCUGGUAGCUGAUGGUGUACAGAUUGGUGUUGUCUCAUGGGGAACUCCAUGUGCCAAAGGAAAACCUGAUGUUUUUACAAGAGUUUACAGUUAUACUGGUUGGAUUAAUAUGAUGAUAAAUAGUAAACAAUAUGAUGAUGAUGAUGAAACAGAGCAAGAUGAUGAUGAUUUGUGUAUUAAGAGUUGGUUCAUGUGA